Messenger RNA from Mytilus trossulus (common blue mussel), 6402 nucleotides. Its product is annotated as NFX1-type zinc finger-containing protein 1-like. The record is from RefSeq and is a predicted model, not a curated record. The transcript has 9 exons. Gene Ontology annotation, molecular function: helicase activity. Gene Ontology annotation, cellular component: nuclear RNA-directed RNA polymerase complex. Gene Ontology annotation, biological process: regulatory ncRNA-mediated heterochromatin formation. Lineage: Eukaryota; Metazoa; Mollusca; Bivalvia; Mytilida; Mytilidae. Bases 158 to 6235 code for a protein of 2025 amino acids.
AGAAUAUCGAUUACCUGUUUUUAAAUCAAGUAUUUAUGACUAAUUAUGCAUACGUCACAAUAACAACUUCCAAGAUGAACAUAUCACGUGAUAUACAGGAGGCAAUACUGUGAACGACUUAAACAAUAAAUGAAGUAACAUCCGUGAUUUCAGCAGAAUGGCAGAUCAACCCGACAGAAGAGGCCGAGGAAGACGAAGGGGUGGAUAUAGAGGUGGAAACCGAGAAGAAGGCAAAAGAAGAGGAGGGAAUACUAGAGGAAGGGGUUUUUAUCAUAACAGAAAUCAGAGCCUUCCAGAUGCUGACCGCUCUCUUCAUCAUGGACCUGUUGGGGCAGGACUUAUUUUUUCAGACAGCGAAGAUAGCGAUACAGAUAUAUUUGAUACCAGUGUGAGAAGCCGGGGAAGACGCGGGAGUGGAUAUAGAGGAGGGAACCGAGAUGUAGGUAGCAGAAGAGGAGGGAAUACUAGAGGAAGGGGAUUUCAUCAAAAUAGAAAUGAAAGACCUCAAGAUCGUGACAGCUCACCUUUUCAAAGACCUUAUAUGCCAGGAAUCAGUUUAUCAAGCGGAGAAGAGAGUGAUACAGAUACAUCUGCACACAGUGUUAGGGAAUAUACACGUUCUAGUAGCGUAAAAGAUACAACAUCGAGGUAUGCUAGAGAUACAUUUGCAGGCAGGGGUAAUACAAAUGCAGCAGCAAAAAGAGGUCAAAGAGGAAAUUCAGGUUUUGGUCGACAGGAUAACCAACAGAUGAGAAGUAAUUCUGCAUCAAACCCAAGAGGGGCAAAAGGAGGACAUGAUAUGAGCAAGAAAGGCGAAAAGCACUGGAAACAGAUUUUUGGAUACAGUCGAUUACUUGAACUGAUAAAUAAACUACCGAGCGAUGUAGUUUUUGAAUUCAGCGCCAAUAUAGAGUUGUUUAAGGAUGUCCUCGAUUGUACAAAUCACAGUGAUGAAAUGAUCAAUAUGAUAUUGAAUUGUCUUUCUAAAGCUUGCAAGUAUACAGGGCUUAGACAACAAGUACUAAAUAUAUUAACUACACUCGAAGCCUCGGAAUUUCUAAAGAUAACUCUUCUUAAGUUUAUUGUAAAAUUGAAGUCAUUACCCGAGAUAAGUUUGGAGGAGUAUGAAGCUUCUAUGCUAUACAUUCUGAAUAUUUGCAAAGAAAUAAAAUCAAGAAUACCAAGCUCAAUGUUUCAAGUUGUAGGUAUAACAACUAUUUUAGGCCAGAUAGUAUCAAAGCUUUCAGACAGUGAAAGACCCAGUUCGCAAGAAUUGAUACUGGCUUAUAAACACUUAGAUGACUCAAACGAAGAAGAAAUGGAACAGAUUACCAGUGAUAAUAAUAAGUCAUAUAGACAAUCGAAUUUCGAGUCUAACCAACAACCACCACAAGACUUCCAUGAAAUUCCUGUAUUUCCAGAAAUGCAUGAUAUUCAUGUUGAUAUAUUUCCCUUUUUAAGAAAAAAUAAGAUUUUUGGUGGAUAUGAAAAUCUGCAACAUUAUCUUGACGUACAAUUCCGAUUACUAAGAGAGGAUUUUAUUGGACCUUUACGUGAUGGAAUUCAAGAUUACAUAGCAGCUUUAAAAAGACCAAAGGAGAAGGGAAAUAGUCCAAGGGAGAUAAGGGUGUACACUGAUGUACAGCUAAUAAGUACAGUAUGUAACAGUAGUGGCUUAUGCAGAAGAGUUAGCUUCUCAUGUCAAGGUUUUAAACGUAUUAGAUGGGAAUCAAGCAAGCGCCUUUUGUUUGGAUCUUUAGUAUGCUUAUCAACAGAUAAUUUUGACACCCUGUAUUUUGCAACUGUCGGAAACAGGGAUCUGAAAGACUUGAAAAAAGGAUUGGUUGAUUUGAAAUUUGAAACCGAUGCAAGAGAUAUAGUAUUGUUAUCCGAAGGAGCAGUGCUUGUUAUGGCUGAAUCAAACGCAUUUUUUGAAGCGUACCGACAUGUGUUGACAGGUUUAAAAUCAAUGCACAGAGGAGACCUUGCAUUUGAGAAAUAUAUUGUUUCCUGCGAAACAGAUGUCGAUCCUCCAGCGUACCUUCAGAGGAAUCCUAGAGCUCGAUAUGAUCUCAGACCACUAGUAGACACGGAAGUUACAAUUUAUGACAAAUCAUGUCAUAAUUUAAGAGGGCGCCAGCCAGCGUAUACAUUUAGUGCACAAUCACAACAAGCUAACAAUGUCAAAGUUAGCAAUGUAAGAAAUUGGCCAGCCCCGGAGAUGUUACAUUUAGAUGAAUCGCAGUUUAGUGCAGUUCAAAUGGCUCUUUCAAAGGAAUUUGUCAUCAUCCAAGGACCACCAGGAACAGGAAAGACAUAUAUCGGCCUUAAAAUAGUAAAGGCUCUUCUUCACAAUAAAGAUAUAUGGUGUCCUGAUGAAAACAAUUCUAGUCCGCUCCUGGUAGUAUGCUAUACUAAUCAUGCGUUAGAUCAGUUCCUUGAAGGAAUUUUAGGUUUUUACAAAGGAAAUGUUUUACGACUUGGAAGUAGAAGUUCCAGCGAAGUAAUGAAACUGCAUAACAUUAAUUCAAAGAGAAUGGCGUUGCGAAGAGAUAGAAGUGCGCCGCUCGCUUUUUUCCGAGAAAGGGCAAAAGCACGUGUCCAUAUGAACUCUCUGAAGGCUGCUAUAAAUAAAAUUUCAGAAAGAAUUGAAGCAGCUAAGCGAGAGGUGUUACACGAAGAAACGCUGGAGACAGCUAUAGGACAGGGAUUAUGGCGGCAGUUGAUACACGGACAUCAGCUAUUGAUACAAGAAAUGAGGGUACAUGGCUUUAUUCAACCAUUGGGGAAGAAGAAAAGUGCCAUUUUGGAGUGGCUUGGCUAUGGAAAUCUUACAUGUGGUCAGGAAACAUUACAUUUACCCUCUUUGUCAACAACGCAGGGUAUUUUUACCGGAAACGAUCAAGAUGAUGAUGAGGACGACGAAGAUGAAUUUAUUGAUGCUCUUGAUGAAGCUGAUGGUGAAAUGAAGAAUAGAUUGAUGGACAUAUUUGAUGAUGAAAAUUAUGAAGAAAUAGACGAUGAUGGAGCUAUAGCUGAAAUAAAAAAUAUGUUGCAAACAAUUGGGUUAACAACAAACACAGUGGCAUUAGAUGUUUCAAGCAUCGGGAAAGAGGAAGCAGUCGGAACAGAAGAAUGGACACUUGAUCGGAAACAGAAAAAAGCCAUUAAGAAAACAAUAAGAAAAGAAUUGGCAUCGUCAGAUAAAAUGAAUUGUAGGGAAGUGACUAGGAUACAAAAUAUAUGGAAAAUCGAACAAAAAGAAAGAUGGCGCCUUUAUAGAAACUGGGUACAUAGCUACUGUGCAACCCUACAAACACAAGUUGAAUUAAGAGAACAUGAAUUCCAAGAAGCAUGCGACAUUGCAAAUGAAAUGCAAUUGCAUGAAGACAAAGAGAUCAUGCGAAGAUCAUCAGUGAUUGGUCUAACAACAACAUGUGCUGCACGGUAUCAAUCAGUUUUGAAAGAAAUAGGACCAAAAAUAAUUGUUGUGGAGGAGGCGGCCGAAGUACUUGAAGCCCACGUUAUCACAACGCUGAGAAAGCACUGUGAACAUCUCAUUUUAAUAGGCGAUCAUCAACAACUGAAACCAAAUCCGACUGUAUACAAACUGGCUAGAGAUUACAAACUAGAAAUAUCCCUUUUUGAAAGGCUGAUCAACAAUAAAUUGGAUUACCGUUGCCUCGCACUGCAGCAUAGAAUGCGGCCUGAGAUAUCUAGAGUCAUGAGGAUUAUAUACCCUCACCUUUUAGAUCAUGAAUUCGUGAAAUCUUAUGAGCCAGUAAAGGGAGUAUCGAAAAACGCAUUUUUCAUUGAGCAUACUGAAAUGGAAUUGUCUGAUGCAGACAUAAAAAGUCACUCUAAUAUACACGAAGCAGAGUAUAUCGUAGCAUUGUGUACAUACCUACUGUUGCAAGGAUAUAAACCUGCUCAGAUUACUGUUCUUACUCUUUAUUCAGCUCAGUUAUUUGAAUUAAAACGGAGAAUGCCGAAAUCGAAUUUCAAUGGCGUGCACUUAACAGUUGUUGAUAACUAUCAAGGAGAGGAAAAUGAUAUAAUCCUCCUUUCAUUAGUUCGCAGCAAUGCUAGAAAAAAUUUGGGAUUUCUGGGCAUUGAAAAUCGUAUCUGCGUAUCGUUAUCCAGAGCGAGAAAGGGGUUAUAUGUCAUAGGCAACUUUCAAAUGUUGAAAAAAGACAAGCUUUGGGGCAAAAUCGUGACUCUAGCUAGAAAAGAAAAGAUGAUUGGAAACAGUCUUGCAUUAUAUUGUCAGAAUCAUCCAAACGAUGGUGGAAUACAUGCCAUUACAGCAAACGAUUUUAAACAAGCACCUGAAGGAGGUUGCAUGAAGCCAUGUGAGUUCCAGUUAAAGUGUGGACAUGUAUGCACCAGAGCUUGUCAUAUUUAUGACAAGAAGCAUAAAGAAUUUAUGUGUAUGAAACCAUGUGAAAAAAUUGUUUGUGAAUUACGUCACAAAUGUUCUGGUAUCUGCAGCAAGAAGUGCAAGAAAUGUAAAAUUACAGUUCCAAAAAUCAUACCGAAAUGUGGACACGUGCAAAAUGUACCAUGCUCCCAGGAACCAAUUACAUUUGCAUGUCUAGAAAAAUGCGAAAUUAUAUUGUCAUGUAAACAUAUAUGCCAGAAUUCAUGUGGUGAUAGUCAUACAGUUUCUUGUCAAGAAGAAAUAACCAAAACAUGGCCGUGUGGUCACUCAUCGACAGUAAAAUGCUGUAAACAAGAUGGAAAAUGUCCGAAACAAUGUCGCCAAAUUUUAGACUGCGAACAUAUUUGUAAAGGCACAUGCGGAGAAUGUUUAUAUGGACGACUUCAUAAAUCAUGCAAAAAAGAUUGCAAACGUCCUCUUGUCUGUGAACAUCUGUGUAAAGACAAAUGUUCAAACUGCCCACCUUGUGCACGUAACUGUCAGACUCGUUGUGUUCACAGCAAAUGUCAAAAAUAUUGUGGUGACGUAUGUAUUCCAUGUGUCGAACCAUGUGAAUGGCAAUGUGAACACCAUUCAUGUAAAGAGGUCUGCAGUAAACCUUGCAAAAGACCUCGAUGUAAUCAUUCGUGCAAGAAAAUGCUAAAAUGUGGACAUAAAUGCAUUGGUCUUUGUGGUGAACUAUGUCCUGAUGUUUGCAGGAUAUGCAAUCACGAUAAAGUGAUAGAAAUUUUCUUUGGCACAGAAGAUGAUGACGAUGCGCGUUUCGUUCAGUUGCAAGACUGUCGCCAUUUCUUUGAAGUGAGUGGACUAGAUCGUUGGAUGGAUGAAAAUAUUGACAGCGACCUGACCAAAACCAGCAUCAAACUGAAGGAGUGUCCCAAAUGCAAGACUCCAAUUAGAAGAAACUUGAGAUACGGAAAUAUGAUAAAAGAAGUUCUCAAAGACAUAGAAUGUGUUAAAAAACAAAUGAUUGGUGAUGAAAAGAGGAUUGAUGGAAUAAUUGAAUCGAUUCAAGAAGGAAUUGUCAAAUUAACAUCAGAGGAUCGUGCAACCGUGAAACAGCAAAUGGCUAAUAUGUCAAAACGACCAGUUUCCGUCCAGAAUUUCGGAACAGUGAAUAAUCAGGUUAAUUUCUUUGCACGCCUUUCUGGUCUAGAAAAACAACAUAUAAGGGAGACCGAUUCUCAACCAAUGCUCAGGAUGUAUUCGGCUGGAUUUUAUAAUGACAUAAAAUGUCUCCGUGAUUUCAUAGCAAAAGAACGCAAGUAUUUCACUACACAAGAAGUUAUUGAUAUAAUUGAUGAAUUCGACAGAUUGAAGCUUUUGGUACAUUUCUUACACUUCAAGGUUAAAGCAUCGGGAAGAGCUCUUAGAUUUGAUGAUGGGAAGAAGACGGCUGACAUGAACACAAGUGAAGGUUACCUGACAAAUGGCAAAAGAUUAUCUAAAGAAAGGAAAACCUUUGUUCAGGAAUUCAUAGAAAGGAUGAAAGAUUUAUUUCCAAGGACAGGACUAGGAAUUACUGACGAUGAGCGCAUGGAGAUCGUAAAGGCAAUGGACUUGUCAAAGGGCCAUUGGUAUAAAUGUCCUAACGGGCAUGUGUACGCGAUUGGAGAAUGCGGUGGUGCUACCGUAGAAACCACGUGUCCAGAAUGCAAGUCAACUAUUGGAGGUAGUGGCCAUAGACUUAGAGGUGACAAUGCGCUAGCCUCGGAAAUGGACGGUGCAACACAUUCUGCCUGGUCAGAACAGGCGCUUAUGGAAAACUACGAUCCUUUUGAAAUAAGAUUUUAAGAUAUUGAUCAGAAACACAUUUAUUGAAUAGUUAAUAAUGUACUUUGUUGUAAAACAAUUUCACGCUGUAUAACCAUUAGACUUGUCUUGUAUACAAAUUUGUUAACUAGCACUGAACAACCAAUUGAUCAUUUCGUUUGAAAAGGAAACUAUCAUAGGCGGAUCCG